CAGGCACAAAUUGGGAAUGAAAUGAAAUAUUUUUGAUUUGUCUGGAUAAAGGCAACAAAGUAUCCACUUCAUUUUCACCCCAUCUUCCAGCUGGAACAUUCUGUACCAGCACAAAACAACUACAAUUCUGCAACCUGUUCUGCAACAGGUGCACUGUAAUAUAGCACCUCCCAUGUCUGCUACCAAUAAGAAUGAACAAGAGGCACUUGGAAGUAAUAUAUCUUACUUCACACCCCAAAAUCUUGGAAACUCCCACCCAAAAACACCAUAGAGCAUUUCCUGCAGCAGUCAUAGUGACGGCUAAAGUUGACCGUCUCAGGAGCAGUUUGGGAUGGACAAUUACUAUGUAUUGGCAGUGAUACCCAAAUCCUUUUGAAGGAAUGAGAACAGUUUUUUAAAAUGUGGCCAAUGCCAUUGAAGUCUCUUGAUACAGAUCAAGAAAUACAGCAAUCUUAUAAUUUGCACAUUUUAAUCAGUUUCAAUAAUAUGCUGUCACAUAAAUUCAAAGUAUGUCCAAAAAGUACGCAAGUUCCUGAUUCAUCUGUAACCAAUAAUCCCAAAUAAUUGGCAGAUACUCUAAAACUUAACUCUCUCGAGUAUUAGAUGACAGCAACCUCAAAUGAAAAUGACUUGCUCAGUUGCUUAAAGUGCCUCUGCAACUAUAUGUUAUAUAUUUAUCUACAUUUGAGUUUGAUUUAUUUAUUUCUGUAUUUUCUUCACCACCAUGCUCAUCUAUAACAUGCCAAGCUGCAACAAGAAUUGAAAUCUAGCAGCACAAAGGUUCUAAAGACUUAUAACCUGAGUUGAUCACUAACUAGAAAUAUUUUCAUGUGUACUCUGCUAUUUAACUAUUCAUAAAUUCUGUUGGCUCAGCAUCUGGCUCAAAAAGUCAUGCUUCCUUUCAAUUAUGGCUCUGCUUUCUCUUUAACUUACUGGGUCCCCUGUCCCUGCCCUCUUUUUAAACCCAGCAGUCGCAUCCUUGUGCUCUGCUUAAGCUGACCAGGACUUGGUUUUCUGCACUCCUUUGAAAUAUACUGGGUUCACUGGAAAGUUUAUUACGUUCCUAUGUAACAUCUCAAAAAUGAAUUAAAAAUGUGAUGGGAUAUUAAUAGCAUACAAAACUUCCAAUAAUCCAGAAAAUCUGCCAGUCUAGUACUGCUAAAAUCCCAAGCAUCAGGUUGCUGUUUUACUGCAAUAAUUGUAAUGUGUUACAUUUAGCACUAAAGAAAGAGGACUGAAUAAUGAAACUCUGUUGCAAGAUACUUCUAUGAUAUAAAGGGCAAUGGUCAAAACUAGAAUGGCCUUCUAUAGCUAGUUAUGCAAAAUACAAGGAGGUAGACAAGUUGGUUGUUUUACUAAGUUCAUUGUGAAAUUACAUUGGUGAAUAUAUUCAUGUAUCUCAUUUGCUCAAACGUUUCAAUCUCUUCCAGCCCAGCCAUUAACUUGCCAAUAGAUCUUGCCACUAGUUCAAUCUCACAACAAUCCUGUAGCUUGGCAAUGGAAAAUUAAUCUAUUCUUAUCCAGUUUAAAUCCAGACUUGCAUGAUUGACAAUUGAUUGCCUCUAAAAUGGUCUAGAAAGAUAUUUAAGUAGCAAUCAAACUAAGCAAACUCCCUGAUUUUGACACAGUUAUGACAAUUAACUGACUUUAAGUUGCCUAAUUGAAAUGAUCAUGUUAUUGAAUUCAUGCCUGUAGCCUUCCAGUCCAGGUCUUUGCAUUACAAGCAGGACAGAAACAUCACCUGACUACACUUCUGAUAUUUCAAUGACUGCACAUCAGAUUAAGCCUCAGUUUAAUAUCAUGCAGGCUACAAUGUAAUUUUAGAUAGUUAAUUAGUAUAAUUAAAUGUCAUUCUUAAUUCUGUGGCAACACUCCACCCCCAUGGUUUCAUGAUUCACCAUGGGAAUCUGAGCUUGAUAUUUUUUGUGUUGGGGAGGGUUGGGGAUGUAGAGAACAUAUUAUUUCUUACCGGCGGUAUUGAGUUCCCCUUGGCUCAUGUAAACUGAUUCAUAUUCAAAGGAAAAAAACUGAAGUUGCUGAUAGAAGCAUUAGCAGAUCAACCUCUUGUAAAAAAAAAAGUGCCUGUUUGUCCACUCCAAACUUUAUACAAAAUGGUAAAUACAUUCCAUACUGAAAAUGUUGUUCCAAGGUAAUAUUUCACUCUGGCAAAGAAUGAUUCAGCAAAAUGGUACAUCUGUCCAAUGGGAGUCCUUUUUGUACAGUAGAGGCUUUAUGUGGAGUUGAACAAUUUGGCUACAAGUAUUUUUCUGAGAGUGUCUUGGCGCAGAAUUCUGAUUCGUCAUGUUUGAUAUUUGUUACUACUUGAGCAGGAAGAAACAAGGCCAAGCUUUAUAUUCUGUAAAAUGAGACUCCUUGCAUGAAUAGAUCUUUUGUUAUGUUAUAAUAUUUAAUACUGAAGAUUUCAAUUUAAUAACUAAUUGAAAGAUGUGUGUGAGAAACUUUUAAAAUUACUGUUUUAGUUCUGCAAAUGAAGGUAGAAGUUUAAAUAUUAUACUGUUUCUAGUUCUUACUUUGGUGCUGGUGAUUGACAACAAGAUCAGCCCGUGAUUCACUGGGAGGAGGAAAGGAUUUAUUGCAGGAGACAAACAGUUCAUUACGUUCUUUGGCUAAGUUUUUCAGCACCUGACUUAAACUUUAAACAAACGCAAAACUGUAAUAGGUGAUGCAAUUAACCUCACAUUACUGGGAACAUUUGAAAGUUAAGGUAAUGAUUAAAAAGGGAAAACUAGAUGAUCUUCAGACAAAUUUCUUCUUAAAAAUUGUAAACAAGAGAAUAUCUGCAGAUGUUGGAAAUCCAAGCAAAACACACAAAAUGCUGGAGGAACUCUGCAGGCCAGGCAGCAUCUAUGGAAAAGAGUACAGUCGACGUUUCAGAUUGAGACCCUUCAUCAGGACUUAAAAAUUUUUCACAGGGUGAAAUAAUGGAACAUGUGCAUUUGGCAGCACUAGAUGAAGAUGAUUUGUAUUCAGGAUACAAUGACUACAACCCAACUUAUGACACAGAGGAACUGGAGAAUGAUGCAGCUUUCCAGCAAGCUUUGAGGACUAGUCAUGGAAGAAGACCACCUAUGACUGCAAAAGGACCAAAUACUGCAGCAGGUGCACGUUCUUUCGGGAAUAUGGGGGCAAGAGUGCCAUUGGUUUCUUCAAUGGGAAGGCCAGCAACUGGGGCUAUUGUGGAUGGACUCUCUGUUGCUAGACCAAUGACAGCAGUGCGUGCAGCAGGCUAUUCUUCUUCACUCCACAGAGGCUCUGCAUUUGAUCCUCUUGGACAAUCGAGGGGACCUGCUACUCCUCUUGAAACAAAGAAUGAAGACACGCUAGAAGAAAAGGUUAAGAAUUUGGAAAGGACAGUGAAUGAACUGAUAGAAGAAAGUUGCAUUGCUAAUGGGCGUGGUGAUCUACAGUUGGCCUUAGAAAAAGCAAAAGAAGCAGGGAGGAAAGAAAGGAUGCUGGUGAGACAGAGAGAGCAAACAGUAUCAGCAGAUCACAUCAAUCUGGAUCUUACUUAUUCGGUUCUUUUCAAUUUAGCCAGCCAGUAUGCAGCCAAUGACAUGUACGCAGAAGCAUUAAAUACCUAUCAGGUGAUUGUAAAAAACAAGAUGUUUAAUAAUGCAGGUCGGCUGAAGGUAAAUAUGGCAAAUAUUUACUUCAAACAAAGGAAUUAUCCUAAGGCAAUAAAAUUUUAUCGAAUGGCACUGGAUCAGAUAUCAAGUUCCCACAAGGAGAUGAGGAUUAAAAUAAUGCAGAACAUUGGUGUCGUCUUUGUCAAAAUGGGACAGUACUCUGAUGCAAUUACGUCCUUUGAACAUAUUGUGAGUGAAAGCCCAAACUUAAAAACCAGCUUUAACCUGAUUCUGUGCUACUUUGCCAUUGGUGAUCGUGAAAAGAUGAAGAAAGCAUUCCAGAAGCUGAUAAUGGUCCCACUUGGUAUUGAUGAAGAUGACAAAUACAUUCCACCAAAUGAUGAUCCACAUAUGAAUCUAGUAAUCGAAGCUAUCAAGAAUGAUCCACUCAGGCAAAUGGAGCGAGAACGGAAGGCAAUGGCAGAGAGAUUUAUUAUGACUGCAGCUAAGCUGAUAGCACCUGCAAUUGAACCAUCUUUCGCUGCUGGAUAUGACUGGUGUGUGGAAAUGGUCAAGACUUCCCAAUAUGUUGAGCUAGCUAAUGACCUAGAAAUUAAUAAAGCCAUCACUUAUCUGAGACAGAGGGAUUUUAACCAGGCUGUGGAGACUCUGAAAAUGUUUGAGAAAAAGGACAGCAGGGUUAAGAGCGCAGCUGCAACAAACCUCUCUUUCCUUUACUUUCUGGAAAAUGAUUUUGGGCUAGCAGACCGUUAUGCAGACCUUGCUAUGGUUGCUGAUCGGUAUAACCCAGCAGCGCUAACUAAUAAAGGAAACUGUGUUUUUGCACGUGGUGACUUUGAGAAAGCAGCUGAAUUUUAUAAGGAAGCCCUGCGGAAUGAUUCAUCUUUUACUGAGGCACUCUAUAACUUGGGUCUUACAUACAGGAAUUUGAACAGACUAGAUGAAGCUUUGGAUUGUUUCUUGAAGCUCCAUGCAAUCAUGAGGAACAAUGCUCAAGUUAUGUAUCAGAUUGCAAAUUUAUAUGAAACAUUGGAGGAUCUACCUCAAGCCAUUGAAUGGCUCAUGCAGUUGAUUAGUGUUGCCCCGACAGAUUCACAGGCACUUGCUAAAUUAGGGGACCUGUAUGACAGUGAGGGAGAUAAAUCUCAAGCUUUCCAGUAUUAUUAUGAGUCAUUUAGAUAUUUCCCAUCAAAUAUCGAGGGAAUUGAAUGGCUUGGGGCCUACUAUAUUGACACACAAUUCUGUGAAAAAGCUAUACAGUACUUUGAAAGGGCAGCACUCAUCCAACCUACUCAAGUGAAAUGGCGGCUAAUGGUGGCAAGCUGUUACAGAAGAAGUGGUAACUACCAAAAGGCAUUGGAAACGUACAAAGAUAUUCACCAGAAGUUCCCAGAAAAUAUUGAAUGCUUGCGCUUUCUAGUUCGACUUUGUACAGAUAUGGGGCUGAAUGAAGUUCAGGAAUAUGCCACAAGACUGAAGAAAGUUGAGAAACAGAAGGAAUUAAGAGAACAGCGCGUUAAAUCUGGCAGAGAUGGCAGUGCUCGUGGACGUAGAGAGGGGAGUGCUGGUAGUGAAAAUGGACAAAAUAGUAGCAGUGCCAAAGGAGAAAGGUUGAGUGCAAAGUUGAGGACACUACCAGGAGUUAAUGACCCUUAUGAAACCAGCACCAAUAAAGAUAUAGAUGCAUCGUACGUGGAUCCGCUUGGACCACAAAUUGAACGGCCCAAAACUGCAGCUCGUAAACGCAUUGAAGAAGAUGAAUUUGCAGAUGAAGAACUGGGAGAUGAUUUGUUACCAGAGUGAUGACUGCAAUCUCCAAAUAGAAAACAAAUUAGUCAAUAUUAAAAUAGCUAUUUCCUUUAUUUGCUUAAAAUGUGGUAUUUAUUGUAUUUGUAAUUAAUUAUAAAUGUAAAUAUGUUUGAUAUUUCAUAUUUAAUUUUUGUAAUGGUAUAUAACAUCUUAUGGGUUCAUGUAUAUUUAAAGAUUGACUAAACUCUGUAAUUGAUAUUCUUGAUUACCACUAUUGCGUAAUUAUCCAAUAAUUCAAUCCUAGAUAUUAAAUAUUUAGGAUUGAAGAGAUGUGACAAUUUGUUUACUGUAAAAAAUAUACUACCACUUUGUGCAUUUUUGAUAAUAAAUGUAACUAUUAAAAUCAAAAUUGGAAGAUG
Messenger RNA from Hypanus sabinus (Atlantic stingray), 5776 nucleotides. RefSeq names its product intraflagellar transport 88 homolog (gene ift88). Gene Ontology annotation, cellular component: ciliary base; centriole; non-motile cilium. The record is from RefSeq and is a predicted model, not a curated record. Gene Ontology annotation, molecular function: kinesin binding. The transcript is spliced from 26 exons. Gene Ontology annotation, biological process: kidney development; intraciliary transport; inner ear receptor cell stereocilium organization. Lineage: Eukaryota; Metazoa; Chordata; Chondrichthyes; Myliobatiformes; Dasyatidae. The coding region runs from base 2943 to 5411 and encodes 822 amino acids.